AUGGCUGAAAGUUCCCAAAAGGACAGAAAGAAAGUGGACGUAUCCGUUCAGCACAAAUAUCCGUUGAAUCUUCUUCCUCGCAAAAUAUGGUCGAGGAUUGCCACGAUGGUUGCAUCGAAUUCGAUUGAGGAUCUGUUCAAUAUGCAGGCGACGUGUAAGGCAUUCCUGGGUGCGGCAAGUUCAGACGCUGUAUACAAGCAUGCGACGAUGUCCUAUAAACUGUUAGUGUACUUUUUAAUUUACCUCGACGGGCCUGAAAGGAGAUUCCUUGAUCGUUGUGUGGAAGUAGGAAAUAUGGAUGCUAUACUCCGGCAGGAGUUUAUGGAGUAUUUCUGGUUUGACUGCCAUGAUAAAGGGAUGGAACUGCUUGCUAGGGCCUCAACAAAGGGCAGCAUCGAAGUCAGUUACUUGUGUGCCAUGUGCCUACUGUGCGGACAUGAAGACAAAGAUGAAGUGCAAAUGGGUGUUCAAAUGAUUGAGGUUAUCCAUACUUCUAGGCAGGUCGAGAGGUUCAGGGAGUUCUUGACGGACAUUUUCUACGAUGUCAGGGUGUUCUUCGAAAUGUUUGCAUUUGAAUGA
Molecule: messenger RNA, 579 nt
Organism: Arachis stenosperma
Lineage: Eukaryota; Viridiplantae; Streptophyta; Magnoliopsida; Fabales; Fabaceae
Product: putative F-box protein At1g67623
Exons: 1
Coding region: 1-579 (192 amino acids)
Molecular function (GO): protein binding
Source: RefSeq, a predicted model, not a curated record